Molecule: messenger RNA, 585 nt
Organism: Prunus armeniaca (apricot)
Lineage: Eukaryota; Viridiplantae; Streptophyta; Magnoliopsida; Rosales; Rosaceae
Source: the annotation of a GenBank genome assembly
AUGUUUGGAAACGACAUAAGCAUGAUGACCUCUGUGAAACUAUGGUUAUCAAAGACAUUCUUAAUGAAGGAUAUGGGAAAUGCAUCUUACAUAUUGGGUAUUAAGAUCUAUAGGGAUAGAUCGAGAAAAUUAAUUGGAUUAUCUCAAUCCCUGUAUGUGGACAAGGUGCUCGGAAGAUUCCAAAUGGAACAUUCCAAGAAGGGUUUUUUGCCAGUCAGACAUGGAAUUCACCUCUCUAAGAGCAUGAACCAUAAAACCCCAGAAGCAGUGAUACAGAUAAGCAGGAUCCCAUACGCCUCAGCAAUUAGGAGCCUAAUGUAUGCUAUGCCAUGUACGAGGCAUGAUAUCAGCUUUGCUGUGAGCAUCACAAGUAGAUAUCAAUCAAACCCAGGAUCUGAACACUGGAGUGCUGUAAAGACUGUGUUAAAGUACCUAAGAAGGACCAAGGAUAUGUUCCUAGUCUAUGGAGGAAACCCAGAAUUAUUGGUGGAAGGAUAUACAGACUCAGAUUUCGAAUAUGAUGUUGAUGAUCGGAAAUCCACUUCUAGAUAUGUGUUCAUAUUGAAUGGAAGGGCAAUCAGUUAG